AUGCCGAAACGGGAUGCAGCGCCCCAGUCCCGAGUAGAGGAGCUAACGGCGGCGGUGGGAGGCAGCCGGGAGCUCCGCCUGCUCCCGCCCCCGCCCCCGCAGCACCCCCUCCUUCUCUCUCCCGCCCUCCCACCCCCGGCCAUCCCCGGCAGGGUAGCGGAGGGUGCCUGGGCCAGCUGCGCCCCCGUCUCUCCCUCUGCCUGCCGGCGUUCGCACCGCGCCGCCUUGUUGACGAAUCCGCCAAUUGUCCUGGGGCCCCGGCUGUGCCCCCCCACCCCCCAGGUCUGGGCUCUCCAGCCGGCCGGCCCUGCCCUCCUCUUUCCACCCUCCCCGGCCCUCGGCUCCUCCCCGCCCCCUCUGCCCGCCCGGGGACUGCAGACUGAAGCCCCAGCCUCCCCGGAAUCCCCCUCCUCCGGCGCAGCCCGGCCCGGCCCAGCCCCCUGCCCGCGGCUCCUGGAAGAUGCCCCAGUGGGCACGCACUCCAACAGGAGGGAGCAGCGGCGGACAAGCCAAAAAGCAACAGAGCGGCUGGUCCUCCACAGGCUUGGGCCCUACGCAGUGAUGACAGGGAAGCGGCCACCUGGGCCUCUGGACCCUGUGAUUUACAAUAAGUUGGCCCUCCUUGAGGCAGAUGCUGGGCACAGGCCACCUGCUGGGAUCUGCAAGUCAGCAUCCCUUCCUGGCCCGGGCAGUGAGGGCCAGCUGGGCUACAAGGGCACAUAUUUCACCUACCCCGUGGGGAGCCCUGGAGUGGGCCACGACAGCUUGACUGGAUGGAAUCCCCACAUGUCCUAUGGGGGUGUGGUGGCUGGGCAGUCCCUGCAGGCAGACAGCAUGCUCAUGAACUGCCUGUUGUACCAGCGGGAGGCAGAAAACGUUCAACCUGUGGAGAAGGGGCGGGACCACGCGAUGAGGAACCUGCUCCUGGCCCAAGAGAAGUGGGCCGGCCACCUGGAGCAUCGUAAUCCGCUACUGCAGGCCGCCCGGGGUUCUCCAUACCUGGGCAUGAAGGGGCCAGGGCCACCGGGCUGUGCCCCUCUGGCUGCACCCAAACCUAUCUAUCGGAACCCCAUGUGCUAUGUGGAUCCAGGCUAUGGACCGCCGUCGUGUUUGGCACUGGGGACCCCAGGGGCUGAGAGCGGGACCAAGCGGCCUCUGGACAUGGACUGGACGGUUGCUGCACCCUUAUUGCCUCAGGCCAACUCCCACUGCUCCUUAGCUUCAGCACCCAGCAAGAGUCAACACCUGGAGGCCAGCUUCCUCUCUUUGCCGCAAACCGGGGCACCGGGCAAGGAACCUGUGGCCAACCUUUCUUCCUACCAGGCGACCCUGGACAAGUACCGUGCCAUCCGGAGCGCCCUUUUCAUGGACUCCAAAUAUCCCACCCCCUAUGGAGGGCACAAGAAGGCAGCCGAGGGACUCCCAGGCUCCUGGCCAAAGCUGCCACAACCCCCAGCACCCACCUACCAAGAGCGGGCAGCCUCCCACUACCCACUAGCACUGCAUGAGCAGCCUCUGCUGUACCCACCGGGAUACCCGCCCCCAGAGAAACCUCCCAGCUCUGUGCUGUCCCUGCAAUCUCCCAGCCCCUACAAGGGUUUCAGCUAUGGGGGAAGUGGGCUACCAGGGACCUACCCCCAGCAGCAGAUGGUCCGUGGGCCCUGUGUCCCCUCCUCCAAGCUGGAAGGCUGUGCCUAUCCCACAGGCCCCAUUCAGGUGAGCUCUCCUGGCCUGAAGGCUGGGACAGCUACCUCCCAUGAACCUGAGCCGCCCCCUACCCCCAAGUGCCAGCUAGACUUCAUUUCUCAGACACCAGGUUAUGCCUUUGCUCCUCGAGACAACCUGUCCCUUUAUGGUCCGGCCCUGGGGGCUGGAGGGAUGUCACCCGCCCAGGAUGUUUCCCGGGGCAAGCUAGGAGCUAAUCAGCAGAGUGCAUUCCAACUUGUAUGUCAGCACACGGGAAACGGGGGGCCGAACCUGAACACCGGGUCCCAGAGGGAGGCCUCUUGUCCCAUCUCCCGCCCCAGCAAGACUGAGAAGCCCAGGCAAGAAUCCGAGGACAAGAAAUGGUUGUAUAGCUUUGGGAAGGAAGAAGCCAGACCCAGGCCUGGGCUGGAAGAGCAUCCCAGUACACCCAUCAUCAUUCCAGACAGUCCUGCCCCAAUGACGCCACCUAGCUUGGGUCCCCGGAAUCUACUACCCUCCCCCAGGGAGCAUCCACAAGCCCUCAAGCAGAAGGAGGCAACCCCUCCUCCUGGAUCCCCACCCAUGCCCAUCAUCAACAACGUCUUCAGUUUGGCACCCUACAGGGACUACCUGGACAAUCGAUGUGAGAAGGUGCCUGAUCUCCCCCUGUCCAAGGCCCAGACCCUGAGCACCACGUGCUCCCUGGCACCUUGCCCAGCUGCAGACUCUGAGGCAUACAGUGAGCUGCCCAAGGAAGUAGAGAGCAAGGAUGGGCAUGGCGAGGAGAGUGAGGUACUGCUACUUCCUACAUAUGGGCAGUCCCAAGUGGAGUCUGGGGCUCAUCCUAGCAGCCAAUGCCCACCCAAGGAGGAAGUGGCGCUGGAUUUGAGCCUCAAGAAACAAUUGGCUGAGCUCUCCACCGGGGUUCUAAACCAGGGGUUGCCCGCUGAGCCUGCGCCAUGCACAAAUGCGGCAGAAGCUAAGCAGGCUGCCCAGGAGCAACGGCCCAGGCUGCCUGCCCCCCCUCCCCUGGUACCUGCUGUAGUUGAGACUGUCCCAAGGACUAGCUUCCACAGUUCUGUGGCUUUCAUGUUCCACAAGUUCAAGAUCCUCCGGCCAGCGCCCUCGAGCACCAUCACCCCUACCCCUGCCCCUGCCCCUGCCCCUGCCUCUGCCCCUGCCCCUGCCCCUGCUCUUGCUCUUGCUCCUGCCCCUGCCACUGCCCCUGCUCUUGCUCCUGCCCCUGCCCCUGCUCCUGUCCCCACCCCUGCUCCUGUCCCUGCCCCUGCUCCUAUCCCUGUUCCUAUCCCUGCCCCCACCCAAUCUGCCAGCCUCCAGCUCCUCACCCAGCCCGUGCAGGUAACCUGCUUGAAUGUGACUCUGCCAGAGCCAACACCUCCUGCACCUCCUGUUGCAUCUGAGCCAGCCCCUGCUGCAGGCAAGGCCAGCAGGGGCUCAGAGGCUUCUCCCACCCAAGUGGGCAGCACUGAACAACAUUUCACAGGCCUCCACAUGUCUCUGUGUGAAGCCAUUUCUGGCUUCGUGGCCCACACAUCACCAGAAAGGCUCCGGGAGUGGCUGGAGGAGACUGAAGAGAGUCCAUCUCUGUCACUGCCACCAUCCUCCUCUGCAGCCAAGGGCCAGAGCAGGGCUCGCGUGGCCGAGGGGCGGGCCCAGGACACGUGGCUGAGCUGUGUGGGUGUCAAGGGGCUCUUGGCAGAGCUGCUGGCCCAACUGGAGACGUUCCUCUUCACCCACAAGUGUCCCUUUCCCCAUGUGGUGCGUGCAGGAGCUAUCUUUGUCCCCAUCUACCUGGUCAAAGAAAAGUUGUUCCCCCGGCUACCUGGGUCCUUAGUGGACCACGUGCUCCAGGAGCAUCGAGUCGAGCUACGCCCCACCACACUAUCAGAGGAGCGGGCUCUACGGGACUGUGCCCUGGACGGCUGUACUUCCCGCAUGCUUAAACUCCUGGCCCUACGGCAGCUCCCAGACAUCUACCCAGACCUGCUGGGCCUGCAGUGGCGGGACUGCAUCCGGAGACAGCUCGGAGAACAUAACAGGCAGAGCCCCCAAGCUAAGGCAGAAGCUGCUCCCUCAGAAGUCUUCAAGUUCCGAGAAGUCAGCCCAGUCUGCACCACCUUGGAGCCCCGGGGCCCCAAGACCAAAAAGAAGAAGAGGGGGACCCCUGGACCAUGCUCUGAGGAGUGUGAACAGCCAGGAGCCACCCCUGAGAUGGAGCCUGCACCAGAUACAGCCUCAGCGGCCAAACUUCAGGGGGAGGCCGAAGGCCAGGCCCGCCCUGGACUCCCUGGCUCCGUGCUCCGUGCCCGCUUCCAUCGCCUGCUGCAGGCCGCCUGGCAGGAUGGCCUACCACUGCCCACAGGCAGGCGAAGAGGCCUGGCGCAGACCCAGCCCCCACCCUACCCGGAGCUGGUAGGGUAACGAAGCCAGGCACCAAGUUGAGGUGUCAUGGCUGGGCAGGAACCAAAGGUCUGCGAGGUCCCUCCCGAGGCUGAGUCGAAGGUUUUAUGUUCUAAGACUGUGCUUGCUGUCGCUUGGCUAAGACAUGAGCCUCAGGUCCAGUGCCCCCUGGAUAUCCGGGGGGAUGGCCCGGGACCUGGCAACCUGCCCCGCUGGCCUGCCAAGGCUGAGUGCCAGCGUUCCAAUGAUGCCCUGCCCUUCCCUCCCCGCUCCAGUCUGCGCUUGCCUUCCCCCCUCCCCCUUUUGAAGAGCAAAGACUGAGAACGGAAGGCCCGUUCUCCCUGCUUUCUGUCCCUCAGGACUUGAACCAUAGGCUGGUCCUCUUCCUUUCCCUUCCCUCCCUGCUCCUCUUUGGCUUGCUACCUCCUCUCACUAGCCCCAGGCCAAGUCUUUCCUGCAGGUAUCCCCUGCUCCUCCUUGGCCCUGGGGUGGAGACAAGAGCCCCAGGUACAAACCCCUCUACUGCUUCUGCCCCAGGCUUGCCCCGACUUCAGGUAGCAUGUGGUGAGGGGGGAGCUGCCAGGCGCCCUCCUAAAGCACAAAACCCCUCUCCCCUGCCCCUUCUCCACACCCUGCCCUGUGGAAAACAUUGGCAGACAAUUGGGCAUGAGGGUUUGACCCUGCUUUCUGGCUGGUUAAGUCCUGGGUCUGGGUAGGAGUCUGCUUAGUGACCUAUUAAAGGAAGGGAUGCUUCAGAAGCUGAGGCGUGCCCCAACACUGAGGAGAGCAACUACCUUAAGUGGGCUUCUGGCCCUUCCUCAGACCCUGAACAGAGAAUGAGGUUACCCAGGAUGGCCCGUCAGCCUCCCCAGUCCUGGUCUCAAUUCAGUUCCAUUUCCUGGGGAUUUAUUGUGCCAGGUGCCAUCGUCACUGGGGAAUACAAAGGCAAGAUUAAUCAGCCCCUACACUUCAAAAGCUGUGGGGACGUCCUGCCCAGAUGGUACACCCAUCAGGGUGUCUUGUCCUGACCCCAAGUCAGCCUCUGGCACCCUCCAACACAGGGAAGGAAAAGCUGAGACAUUUCUAAAGCUGUUUGCCACUAGAAUUCCUGAGAAAUGCUCUCUCCUAUGAGCAAUCGGCCCUGGGGAGGGCGCCCCUCCCCAUCAGCGGUGUCCAAGACACAUUCCUGCCUUCAGAGGCAGGGCUGGCCGAAGCUCUGUCCACCCAUGAUGACUGGACAUGCCCCAGAGACCUAUACCUCAGGCUUGGUCCCAAACAUCCCCCUUUAGUGCCCCGGCCACAGGAGGAACAAGAAGGGGUUCCCUCUCUGGAAGUUGGCCCUUAAGAAUCAGCACACAUUAAGGAAGACCUCCACCCCCACCUCACAGACCCCACAGGCAGCCCAGCCUGGCUCUCUGCCCCAGAGAAGUGACGCUUCCCCUCCCUGAAGCCCGGGGCUGCAGCUGGGGCUUCUUUCCUUGUGUGUGUACAGUUUGUACAGUUCUCAGCCCAAAUCAGUCCCUUCACUAUUUAAUGUUUUGUAAGGAGGCGGCCAGCCCCGGUGGCAACUCGCCAAUAAAAGUUAUUGGAUUGUUUUGGAAGUGGUGGUGGUCGUGAUUUGGGAAGGGAGAGUGCUAUCCUUAGCUGGGAGGCUUCUUGUUGGUUAGGAAAAGGACCAAUCCAAAGAUCU
This is a messenger RNA of Dromiciops gliroides (monito del monte), 5797 nucleotides long. RefSeq names its product chromosome 2 C15orf39 homolog (gene PRMT2IP). The record is from RefSeq and is a predicted model, not a curated record. The transcript is spliced from 5 exons. The coding region runs from base 1 to 4128 and encodes 1375 amino acids. Lineage: Eukaryota; Metazoa; Chordata; Mammalia; Microbiotheria; Microbiotheriidae.